Messenger RNA from Paramecium sonneborni, 4553 nucleotides. The record is from the annotation of a GenBank genome assembly. Lineage: Eukaryota; Ciliophora; Oligohymenophorea; Peniculida; Parameciidae.
AUGUAAAGUAAAUUAAAUUUGUGUGCAGUGUGUUCUUUAAAAACUACAUUAGGAUGUUCAUAAUGUAAAUCAGUAUUUUAUUGUUCUGUUGAACAUUAACGUUAACAUUGGAGUACACAUUAAUAAUCCUGUCAAUCAAUGAAAAAUUAAGAUAAUAAAUAGAUGGAUGAUACAUUGAGUAAGAGUCCUGCAUCUAAGCCAUAGAGAUUUGAAAUUUAAUAAGCAUUUUAACCUAAAUCAGAUAAGAAAUUGAUUAUGAAUGAAAGAGAUAUAUUGAUAGAGGAACAUGAUCGUUAUAGAUAGAUUUCUAUAAGAUUAUUAUCAUAAAGAGAUUAUUAGGAUGCAAUUUAAUAAAUAAGAAAAACCAUAGAAUUUGCAUAAAAAUUAGAGUUAAUUGGUGGUAAAGAAGAUACCUAUGAAAAAAUAGCUGAUUAAAUGUUAUUAGUAAGAGGUAAAUAUGAAUAAUCAAAUAUGUUAAGCAUAAAUUAAAUUGCUUGAAUUAGAAACAGCUAGGAAAACAUUGAUUAGUUUUUUUGAUUAGGUGAAAUAAUUGACUUAAACAUAAUAAAAGAAUGAUUAGAUAAAGGUUUCAAAUAUUCUUAAAGUUAUGGCUUAAUUAUUCUAUGAGACUGGGGAUUAAAGAUAAUGUGAGUAAGCAUAUGUUGAGUAUACAUUAAUGAUAGAGAAAUGUUAUGGAGAAGAAGUAAAUAUAAUAUGUAAUUGAUGUAGAGUAAUUAAACAGGUAAUGCUUAUUUUUUAGUUGGGACAUUCUAUUUAUAACACAAACAUUAUACAUAAGCUUUAGCUUGUUUUAAGAGAGCUUUGAAUAUUAGAUCUAAUUUCAAUCCUAAUAUGGAAAAUGUGAGUGAUUGUUGGUAUAAUAUGGGUGUAAUCUAUAAACAAUAGAAUAAGAGGGAUUAAGCUAUAGAUUUUUUAGAGAAGGCUUUAAAAUUAAGAAGAUAGAUUAUUGGUUAGAAUUCUUUACAAGCUGCUGUUUGUUUAGAAACUUUAGGCAAAUUACAUAUUUAAUAUAAUGAACAUUAAAAUGCUUAUAGUAGAUUGUAGGAAUGUUUUAAUAUAAGAAAGCAAUUGCUCAAAAAUCCAUAACAUUAGGAAAUUGAAAGAGUUUCUAAACUUAUUUAGAUUUUGUAUCAAAAACUUUAAGAAUAGAUUUACAAUAAAUAAUAAAAUACAAAUUUAUAAGCUAUUAUUUUAGAAAAUAAUAUUAAUAGAGUUUUAGAGGUGGAAGAAUCAGAGAAAUAAGAAAGAAGUUAUUCUUCUCCUUCAAGAAAGAGAUCUUAAUUGAGAAGUGAUUAAAAGUUAUCACAAUUAUUAAAUAUUUCAACUAAUCUUUUAGAAUCUUUUAGUAUUGAUCAAUUGAUCUAAUUAAAAUUAUUACAAUAAGAAUUAGUCAAAUAUAAGAAUAAAUAGGAACAAUAAUAAAUUAUUAUAGAUAGUUAAUUAAUGAAUACUUUAUCAUCUAUUUAAUAUAAUUUAUUGAGAGAAUAAAAUCCAUAAAUAUUUUAACAAUUACAGAUUACAAAACCUGAAGAAUUUUAAAGUGAAUAUGAAAGUGAGAGCAAACCAUCCAUUGAUCAGAAAAUGUUUUCAUCUAAUCAAGGUAAAAUAUAAUUGUGAUAUAAUUAUAUAUUUAAUAGAGCAUUAACAAAAGAAUAUCCAACUUUUAGGAAGCUUUCGGAAAUUAUUAAACUGAAGUCUAUCAUAAUUAAACUGUAUUUUUAUAUUAAGUAAAUCUUAGGAUGUAAAGGAAAGAAGUGAUUCAAAAAAAAAGACUUUUACUUUUUAUCUAAAUAAAUAAUGAUAAUUGUUAGUUAUAAAUUAUUUAUAUUACAAUGAGUUUAUAACCUAGAUUAAGCCCAAAAAAUUACAAAAAGUACAGCAUUUUCAAUGAUACAAUCAAUAUAAGAACAUCUCGUAAUUCAAGCUUUGAUUAUGAAUUUUAAAAGAGAAGAAAUUCCAAUCUAAAGUUCAAAAAUUCAGGUAGUGUAUUAAGAGGUUCUAAGGUAAAUGAUUUUAUGGGCAAUCUUGUAACAAAUUUCUAAUAUGUAUUUUUAUGUAUUGCAAAUAUAGGGAUAAAAUGCAUUCAGAGAAAAGAAUUUAAUUGAAGCAAUUAAAUACUACAAUGAAUGUAUUUUAUUAGAUUCUUUACAUAUACCAAGUCGUUAUAUGUUGGGUGUUUGUCAUUUCUCUUUAAAUUAAUAUGAUAAAUGUAUUAAAGAACUUAAAUUUGUUAAAGAACAAUAACCAAAUUAUAAUAAAAAUGUAUAUAUCAUACUUGCACUUGGUUAUAAAAAGUUAAUGUAACUUGAUUGGACGAUUAGAACAGUAUUAAUUUUUGUAUUCAUAAUAGUUAGAUGAAUGUUUAUAGUUUUAUCCUUAAUGUUAUGAUGCAUUGAUCUUUAAAGGUAAGUUGGAACUAAAAUUAAGAAGAUUUUAAGAUUGUGAAUCCACCUUUAAAUCUGCUAUUAGGAUAAAUUCAAAAAGAUCAACUGGAUAUCAUUAUCUGGGAGAUUGCUAACGAUUACAAAAUAAUUUGGAUUUUGCAAUUAAGAAUUAUUAAAUAUCAUUGCAAUUUGAUACAAGUGAGAAAUCUAAAUUGAGCAUUCUUAAGAUGUCUGUAUGUUUAUAUGAAAUGGGCAAUUAUCAGUAAGCUUUAUCAAUGAUUGACUAGGUAUUCUAUUCUUUUAAUUAGUAUUUAAGUCAAGAUGAAUAAUCAUCAGAAGCUAACAAAUUGAAAGGAUAAAUAUUAUAUAAGCUUGGUGAAAAAUAAGAAAGCUAAUUAUAUUAUGAAUAAGCCAUUCAAAACAACAAUUCUAAAAGUGCUGUUUCUAAAGCAAUGAUUGAAAUAAGCAAAUUCAAAAUAGAAUCUAAAGACUUUUACUCAUUGUAUCAUACACUUUUGAGAACUGAAUAUUUAGAUGUAGAUAAGUAGUAAUUGUAACCCUAUAUCUAAUUCUCUGAAGCUGUUGUUUGUUUAAUGAAAAAGAACCAUUCCCAAGCAGAUGAUGCAUUUAAGUAAUUAUAAUAACUUGAUAUUCCUCCUGUAAUCUUAGAGAUCUAUUAUUCUUAUGUUGGAUAUUUGAAUAUGAUGCUAAAUAAUUUUGAAUAGGCAUUGGUAGAUUUUAGAAAGAAUAAUUCAUUACCAUAUAAUUAAAUCAUAUGUGAAGGCAUAAUUAAUUUUAAUUCAUUUGAAAUUGCCUAUUCUAAAUUUGAUUAAGCUAUAAGUUACAAUUAGAUCGAUCCAAAUAUGUACAAAGCAAUCUUAUUAAUUAAGGAGGGUUUUAAGUAAGAGAAUUCUGAUUAUAUUAAUAAUUCAUUAUAAUGUUUAAUUCGAGCCUAAUAAUAUAAUCAGAAUAAUUCUUAAUUAAUGUAUCUAAAAUCAUUAACUUAUAUGUUAAUGGAUAAUAUUGAAGAUGCCUAUAAAGAAAUAAUAACAGCUAUUGAAAAGGCUGAUGAAAAUUUAGCUGAUCAUUAUUAUUUGAAAGGAUUAAUUUUAGCAUUAAAUGGAGAUAUCAUUAAUGCUGUUUAAGACUUUUCUGUUUGUCUUGGCAUUGAUGAAUCAUAUUAGAAAGCCUAUUUAUAAAGAUCUAAAUGUUAUUCUUAUUUGGGUGAAAUACAAUCAGCUUUUGAUGAUAUGAAUAGUUAUAUCUAAUAUGUAGAUGAUUUUUUAAGUGCAGGUAAUCUCCUUUAUAAUAAUAAGAUGUAUGAAGAUGCUUAUAAAACUUAUAAACAAGAACCUAAUUUAACACUUGAGCAUACAUAACAAAUGGCUAUUUGUUUAUUUUAACUAGAGUAAUUUGAUGGUCAAGAAUUUAAAGAUUUAAUUAAAGAUAAAUUAUUUGAUUAAAAUAUGAUUGUUGCUUUUGAACAAAUCCUUAAAUAUGAAUAUGAUUUAGCCAUCUUAACAUUACAAAAAAAAAUUGAUCCUUAAUCCUCCUUUUUCUUUAAUAAACAGCAUCUCCAUUAAUACAAGGGUAUUUGUUACUUGUAUCUACAGAAAUAUUAAGAAGCUAUAUAGGAAUUUGAAAGAUGCUUAUAGUAGACUAAAUCUGAUACUCUAAUUUAUAUUACAAACUAUAAUAUUAUGUUUUGUUGGAUGAUGCUGAAGAAGUAUAAAUAUUCUCACACCCAACUUGAAUAAUUAAUUAAAAUUUCAGAAUAGAAACCUGUAUUAUUAACAAUAAGAAAUCUUUUAAUUGAUUAAACUGAAUUUAUUUUGUCUGAUAAUGCAUAAGGAAUAGAAAUUAUGUUAGCAGAUACAAUUAAGUUAUAACCAUUUGUGUCAACACAAUAUACAAUUUAUCCAUAUUUUUCAUUGCCUAUUCCAUAACCAAAAGAUAUAACACCAAGAUUUGAUUUCAUAAUCAUUUAAUCAUUAAAUGUAAUCUAAUAGGCUAUACUUUUAGGCAUAAUCAAUUGAGUGUAGACCUGAAGCUCCAUGGAUUAGAAGGAAUGAAACUGGUGUUCUAUUUACAGAUAAUUUGUAAUAAUGUGAAUUAAGCUAAACAGAAAAUAGUUCUCCAGAAAACUGA